Molecule: messenger RNA, 486 nt
Organism: Eruca vesicaria subsp. sativa (arugula)
Lineage: Eukaryota; Viridiplantae; Streptophyta; Magnoliopsida; Brassicales; Brassicaceae
Source: the annotation of a GenBank genome assembly
AUGCUCUUCCUCUUCGCAUCUUCUGCUUCUUUACAGGAAACAACAAUGACGUUGAGUCAAAAUUCGUCAUCAUCUAUUGGUUCUAUUCCUAACUCCAAAGGUUUGCCAUGUGACUGUUCACAGCCGUUCGAGCUCGCGAUAUCUUGGAGCGAUGUCAAUCCUGGAAGGAGAUAUUACAAGUGCGAAGAUCAUGGCUUUGUGGUUUGGCACGACAAGGAGAGAUCGUGUUGUUCGCAGAAGAACAGUCUUUUGGAGGCGAGGGACAAGAUCCUUACUCAGUCUGAAGAAAUCAAGGCUUUGUGUGCCGCUCUCCGUCAAGCCAAUGCUCAGAUUUCUGCAUUAGAGGUUGCUUGUUCCUCUGGUUCAAUCAAUGAAAGUUUGAGGUCCAUCAAAGAUCGCGGUACCGAACAUAUUAAACAGACACAAACGAUGCUACGUAAUGUGGUUGUUUAUUUGGCGGUGGGUUUGCUUUGGCUACUGCUUUAG